CGUGCCGGUAUGUAAAAGCAGCGCCGCGAGUCGUGUGCAUUCCCCAGACGGUAGAAAACAAGAAAAAACACACAAGACCAAGAGAGGCAGUGGAAGAAGAGAAAAAAAGCUCACCGAGUGCGAACGAGCUUUUCCCCCCUGCUGUUUACGCAUCUCGCAAGCUCGAGUUUGCAAGUUUGUGCUUUCAAGAGGGAUAGACGCGGAUCGAUGGGGAGUACAUGAGCUCGCGGAGGAGAAUAACACGAGGAUGCUGCCGCUGUUGCAAGCUCGUAGAGAGGAAUAUGGCGGAGGAGUCCUUUACUCGAUCUGCAAAUAAGAUUUAACCGUCUUUGCCUGCAGUCGUGAGCGUCAUGAAGGGCAACGAGAGCGCCAGGGUAAUUCUAUUGGUCCUACUGCGGCUGAGCAUAUGGGUCGGCCGAGUGGCAGGUCCGCAUCCCGUGCUGGGCGAGUUGACGAGCAGUGCCAGUGGUAGCAAUAGCGGCAGCGAUAGCAGCAGCAGCAGCAGCGGUAUCAGUAGCGCGGGGCCACAAACUACGCGCGAGCGCAUGGAAUUGGUGCGGCGCGUACUGAGCGAGGUGCCACUCAUCGACGGCCACAACGAUUUGCCCUGGAACAUACGCAACUUCGUGCACAAUCAGUUGGCGGAAUUCGAUUUCGAUACGGAUCUGAGACAGGUCUCGCCCUGGAGCAGGAGCGCCUGGAGCCAAACGGAUUUGCCCAGGCUCAGGCAGGGCAUGGUGGGCGGACAAUUUUGGGCGGCUUACGUGCCCUGCGAGUCUCAGCAUCUGAAUGCAGUGCAGAUGACGCUGGAACAAGUGGAUCUGAUCAAGCGCCUCAUCGAAAAGUACCCGCAGCACAUGCAAUUUGCCGCUUCCUCUCGAGAGAUACUGGAGGCGCACAACAAGGGCAGAAUAGCGUCGCUGAUUGGAGUGGAGGGCGGUCACAGUCUGGGAAGCAGUUUGGCGGUGCUGCGCACUCUCUACCAGCUGGGGGUGAGGUAUCUCACCCUCACGCACACCUGCAACACGCCCUGGGCCAAGAGCUCCAACGUCGAGCAGAACGACGAGCAAGGUGGCGGCCUCACGCCGUUCGGCAAGGCGGUGAUACGCGAGAUGAACCGUCUUGGCAUGCUGAUUGACCUGAGCCACACGGCGCGCAGGACCAUGAGAGACGCUUUGAGGACCAGCAAAGCACCCCUCAUAUUCUCGCACUCGUCGGCUUUCGCCAUCUGCAACUCUUCGAGGAACGUACCCGACGACAUACUCAAGGAGCUGGCUUCAAACGGUGGACUGGUAAUGAUUACUUUCUACAACUACUUCGUCAAGUGCGGCGAGCAGGCGACGGUGGCCGACGUCGCAGCGCACAUUUAUCACAUUAGGAAUUUAAUUGGAGUGGACCACGUCGGUGUGGGUGGCGAUUUCGACGGAAUUAACAAAACGCCUCGAGGUUUGGAGGAUGUCUCCAAGUACCCGGAGCUGUUUGCCGAGCUGCUGCGCAGCGGCGACUGGGACGUGCUCGAUUUGAAAAAGGUCGCCGGAUUGAAUUUAAUCAGGGUUCUCAGAAAGGUGGAAACUGUGAGGGACGAGCAGCGAAGCGCCGGAAUUAUGCCGUCUGAGGAGGUUCUCGACUCACCCGAUACUACCGGAAGUUGUUCUCUAGAUAUUAAUUCCAUGCAACGUAAUCUCGAACCAUAAAUCAUUAUACUUACGCGCAUACUUAAGGUGAAAACCUCUUUGAUUUCCAUCGACAUUGUCCACUCCGGUUAUUUGCAGACUCACUGAUCUUCGUUCAUCCUUCGUUUUAUAAAUUUUUGUAUAAAUACAUCCCAACGAUAAACUAUCAAGUAUGAGUAAUCAGUGUUGAUGAAAAUUAAAUUCUCAAAGUGCGUGGGUCCUAUAUGUGUAUAUAAUAUACUUGUUACUUUGAACUUUCAUCUUAUUAUUUGUCGAUUAUUGCUGGAUUUGAAUUUCACCUAGGGAAAAAGACAAAGAUUCGAUGAAAAAGGAGUCAUAACAAUCAAACGUAAUUAGAUUUAUUAAUGUAAAUAAGCGAAAGGUAAACAAUAGAAAAAUUCUAGCCCAUUCGAAAAUUUCAUAACUCGAUGUAAAAAAGUGUACAUAUUAAUUAGGCCAAUUUUAUUUUAGAAAAUAAAAAAAAACCGAGGGAUUUUUUCUUUUUCUCAACGACCACGACGGAAGCAGAAGCGAGAGCUGCUGCAUACCUUUGUUCGUAUGUACAAGGGUGCAGGGUUUGUGUGUGCACGAGCGUAUGUAUAGGAAUGUCGCGGUAAACGCGCGCGCGGCAAGAGGGUUGGCAAAAUCGAUAAGUGACGCUAGGACGAAAACACACAACGACAAAGUGCUGUAUAUAUAUUCGGCUACGAAUGCUCUGUUACUUUUUUUUCUCUCCUGCGCCGCUGCAAUUAUUAUUACGAACGACUGAAGCCGUCUGCGAAGAUAGACGUGUACGCCUAAUACGCAUUAUCGACGUUCGGCCGAGGUAAAGUCCGUAUGAGUAUGAGCGGCGCUGCUGUAAGUCGCUAAUUACUUCGUCAAUUAUCGGAUCGUCGGGCGAGGGUAUCUUAGCCUCGGGCGAUUAAUUAGCAAUAUUCUUCUCUUUUUCUGUCCGGCAUUUGCUGAAUGAAAUGGAUAUUUUUUAAUUAAAAAUUCACCGGUGCGUUUCUGAAUUGCGAGCGACAGUUUGUAUAGCCCACCCACCUUCGUUUUGUAUAAUACACGGUUGUUAACGAUUUUUAUAAAUUUCACCUCGUUACAAUGCAAGUACUGCUUUGGCCAUCGUCGAUUUGGAGUUUUAUCAUGAUUUUCAAUCAUCACAGAGAACUGAAUUGUACCUAUAUUAAUGAUAAACAAAAAAUUGUGUAUACAAAUAUAUCUCGAAUGUCUUCCUUUUUCCAUCGCACAGUCAUUUUAUCACGUAAUGGCGAUUUUAGGAAUUUUUUAAAUGUAUUUACGAAAAACUGCCAAUGUAAAUUUCUGAAUGCACAACUUUGUAUAAAAAGGCGAUGUAUACUUAGAAGAUAUUGUACUUACAUGUAUGUGUGUACACUUGGUGUAACAUUUUAACUGCGUUCGAUUGAGCAAAAUCAACAAAAACUACUGAUGUAACCGUUUGAAUGAGCUGAACGGGUAAUGAAAUAUAUAAGAAAAUCCUGCACGUAAAAUCAUUUUAUGUUCUAUAAAAACAGAAUAAAAUUAUAAGAAAAAGAAAAAAAACAAAAACUGACCAUCAAAAUGUUGUUGAGGCCAAAAAGGCAAGGUUCGCUGAGCCACGUACACGCGUCUAAUAAACAAUCACUUGUUUUUAAUCAUUUCUUUUUGUCUAACGUAUUAUAUGUGUGUGGAAAAAAGUAAUUUUAUCGUAUAUUUACAACUGUAAACUGUGAACUCGUCAUAAUAAAUGUUUCUAUUGCAUA
Trichogramma pretiosum is the source of this 3433-nucleotide messenger RNA. Its product is annotated as dipeptidase 1-like. Lineage: Eukaryota; Metazoa; Arthropoda; Insecta; Hymenoptera; Trichogrammatidae. The coding region runs from base 351 to 1694 and encodes 447 amino acids. Gene Ontology annotation, molecular function: metallodipeptidase activity. The transcript is spliced from 8 exons. The record is from RefSeq and is a predicted model, not a curated record. Gene Ontology annotation, biological process: proteolysis.